Molecule: messenger RNA, 3185 nt
Organism: Vombatus ursinus (common wombat)
Lineage: Eukaryota; Metazoa; Chordata; Mammalia; Diprotodontia; Vombatidae
Gene: ADGRF3
Product: adhesion G protein-coupled receptor F3
Exons: 15
Coding region: 129-3050 (973 amino acids)
Biological process (GO): cell surface receptor signaling pathway; G protein-coupled receptor signaling pathway
Cellular component (GO): membrane
Molecular function (GO): G protein-coupled receptor activity
Source: RefSeq, a predicted model, not a curated record
CAAAUCAAAGGGAGAGUCCGAGGGACAGAGGUUGCUAAUAAUGUCCUGUGUUGGAAAUUUUCAUAAAACAACCAACAGGAGAAAUCCUCUUAGCCAUUCCAUUGCCAACCUUUCCCGUUGCUACCCUGAUGGCUGGCCUGCUGCUUCUGGCCAUGAACUUCCACCUGAUGGGUCCCCUGGCUAUCAGAGCAUCUCAAACUUUGCAGGAAACUUGGAAUCUGUCAAUGGAGAGACAAGCCAAGUGGCCCACAUACCAACCCAGGCAAGCAGCUGAAACAACUCUCAUUACUGCCUAUGUGCAAAUGGAAGUCCUAGAAAAGACCUGGACCCCAUCCUCCUUUAGUAACCCAGCUCUUCCCCCAUCCCUAAGAGAUCUGGUUGCCAUCAGUCUCACCACAGUAUGUGUUGCAAAACGUGAUGGGGUCUUCAACUGUUUCUGUCUCCCUGGGCAUGGAUGGAAUACCAGCAUGUGCCACCAUCACGAUCCUUGCCAUCACUUGUAUCCCAACUCCUGUAACUGCAUCAUCUUCCAUCAUCCUAACACUGCGUACUGCCAGUUGCGGCCACCUGUACCUGGGAACCUGAGCCUGAAUUCAGCAUUGCCCCGUCCUGGCAGCACCCUGACCUUGACCGUGCUCCUUAGCCACAAGGCCACUGAGCUGAGCUGGUACCUGCAGUCAGUGAAGAAAAAGACCCCAGUGGUCCUGCAGUCUGGAACUCAGGUGGCCCUUCGCACCAAGAGGGACCAGGCUGUCCUCACCAUCACCAAUGUCUCCCAAGAUUGGGCAGGCCGGUAUGUAUGCCGCUUCGUGUCCCGGGAUUUCCUGUGGGAGCUGCAUCAGCUGGUGGAAGUGCCCCUGCAGGCCAGUGAUGUGCUUCAACACCCAAGGCAGCUCUCUGUUUCCUGCAAUGCCUUCUCUGGCUUCCAGUUAAGAUGCUGCUUCCCCAGCACAACUCUGACCUACACUGCCUCCUGGAGUCCUCAAUACCUAUAUAGUACAGCACUCUUGUCCAGGACCUCUGGGACAGAAUGUCUCACUCUAGUUGUGCCAAGCUGCCCCAAGAAUGAUACCAAGUACACCUGUAAGCUGCAGAGCCCUGGACUGGACCCCGUGAGCAUUCCUAUCUCCGUCUCCAUUAUCCGGGACCGAGAUACUACUUGUCCCCAGGACUCUUUGGGUGGUGACUGGAAGGUCACUAAAGCUGGAUAUGUGGCCCAGAUCCCAUGUCCUAUGAACAGGACGGGAAUGGUGGAGAGGCACUGUGGGGCCAAAGGCAACUGGGGACCCAUCAACAGCAGCUGCACUGAUGUGAGGCUAGUGGACAUGUUUCACACAGCCCAGCUGUUGUUGGCAGGCCAAGGUAAGCCAAGGAAGAAAGCGCCGCUGCUCAUAGCACAGUUGCGGAAGGAGGUAGCAGCUGUGAGUUCCCCCUCUGACUUAUUAGCACUGUUGGGUACUGUGAAGAUCUUGGCCCAGGUGGUGACCAGGGACAGGAUGGAACUUAGCCGCAAGACCUUGGAGGAUUUUCUGAUGGCCACAAAUGACCUCUUGGAGUUGGAUCCCAAUACUAUCUGGGCCCCAGCCCAGGCUGGGGUGCCCUCGGUGAGUUCAGCAAUCCUACAGACUGUGGAGAGCCUGGGUCGAAGCCUGUGUUCCAGUGACCACCCCUUCUAUCUCACCUUGCCCAAUGUGCAACUACAGACCCAGCUUCUUGGACCUAUGACCCCAGAGGACUACAGUGUCUCCUUCACUCAUACCCCUAUCAGGGUAAAAAUCCCCCACCACGCACUGGCUCAACUGGCUUGGAAGACUGGCCGUGUCAGUAUCACCAGUAUGGUACUGAAUAAAUUGGGCCAUAUCCUACCCAUGAACUAUGGGCAGGGGUUAAGGGACUUACUCUAUACCACUCCUGACUUGGUUUUCUCCAACUCCAUCAAAGACGGUAAUCAGACUGUAACCAAAGUGGAGAUCAUUAUGGAUUUUGGGGGUACAGAGGGUACUCCCACUUGUGUCUUCUGGGACCACAACCUCUUCCAGGGUGCAGGUGCUUGGUCGAAGGAGGGCUGUGAGGCCAGAGCAGGUGACAUCAGCAGCACCACUCAGUGUGUCUGCUUGCACUUAACCUCUUUUUCUGUCCUUAUGUCCCGCCAUUCUGUCCCAGACAACCUGACUUUGACAUUGCUGAGCCAAGUGGGUUUGGGGGCCUCAAUAUUGUCACUGCUGUUAUGCCUGGGAGUAUAUAGAGUUGUAUGGAGGGCUAUAGUCCGGAAUAAGAUAUCUUACUUUCGACAUGUGGCCUUACUCAAUGUGGUACUCUGCUUGCUUGCUGCUGACACCCUCUUUCUUGGGACAUUACUGGUAUCCCUAGGCCCCCACAGCCCACUUUGCCUAGCUGCCACUUUCCUUUGCCAUUUUUUCUACUUAGCUGCUUUCUUCUGGAUGCUGGCCCAAGCCUUGGUGCUAGCUCAUCAGCUUCUCUUCGUCUUUCACCAACUGUCUAAACACUAUGUACUGCCCAUCAUGUUUGUCUUGGGCUACCUGUGCCCAUUGGGGUUUGCGGGUACAACAUUGGGCCUGUACCUCCCUCAGGGACAAUAUUUGCAGGAGAAUGCAUGCUGGUUGGAUGGGAAGGGUGGAGCAAUCUAUACUUUCGUGGGGCCAGUGAUAGGCAUUGUAGGGGUAAACGGGCUGGUACUGGUGAUGGCUGUGGUGAAACUGCUGAGGCCCUCAUUGUCUGAGGGGCCCCAGAUUGAGAAGCGGCAGGCCCUUCUGGGUGUGAUCAAGGCACUGUUCAUCCUUAUGCCCAUCUUCGGUCUGACUUGGGUGCUGGGCUUGGCCACUUUGAUGGAUGGAGGCAGCAAGAUCCCUCACUACCUGUUCACAGUUCUUAAUACCUCCCAGGGAAUCUUCAUCCUACUUUUCGGCUGUCUUAUGGAUAAGAAGGUACAAGAAGCAUUACUCAAACACUUCUGCUGUAUUCUUCCUGCUGUCUCCAGUGUCUUCCUGCAGGCCACAAAUGGUGUGAAUGACUUGGAAUCCAGCAAAUGAAGAACAGAGAAUGCUGGUUUUGAAGAGAUUUGGCCUGACCGAGAUUCUGUUCUCACACACACUGCUGGUACAUGUGGCGAGCUGAUUUACUGUUUCUUUUUGCCAUUCCAAAAAAAUGAAAUCAGCAACUUCAAA